This is a messenger RNA of Penicillium manginii, 1599 nucleotides long. RefSeq lists its product as uncharacterized. The transcript is spliced from 3 exons. The record is from RefSeq and is a predicted model, not a curated record. The coding region runs from base 1 to 1599 and encodes 532 amino acids. NCBI's taxonomy places the organism in Eukaryota, Fungi, Ascomycota, Eurotiomycetes, Eurotiales, Aspergillaceae.
AUGGCAUCCCAAGUCAAGCCUCAAGUCGUGCAAACUAAUGGAGCGACCGGCUCCAAGGAGCGCAACAGGAUCUUCGAAAACGCAAUUCGAAGUAUCAAGCUCUUUGCCGAAAACCCUGAUUUUCAACAAGCAUCUGACACAUUUGACGAUAUUGAUGACCAGAAAGAGGAGAUAAAGUUAAUGACCCAAGAGAUUUCCAAUCUCCGAGAGGAUCUCAAGGCUCAAAAGGAGAAGAAAAAAACCACAGUUGAGGAGAUCAUGCUGAUCAACAAAGAUCUUGAAUCCGAGCUCAACCAAAGUAAUGAAAAGUAUCAGUCUCUGGAAAAAUUACUGAAAGAGAAAGGAGAAAGUCUGGCGAAGAGUUCUCAGCAGGUGGAAACUAUUCAGAGAAGUAUGAUGGCUCUCAGCUCCGACCUUUCGAAGAAGAAGGCGAGUGUUGAGCAAUCUGCUCGGGAUAUCACUGUUUUAGAGGAGAGCUUGAAGGAAAAGGAUAACAUGAUUGACGGAUUGAAAAGUGCUGGAACCAAGUGUAGAGACAUGCUUGCAUCGGAAAAGAAGCGAUCCGAUGGACUGGAGAAAGACAGAGCGUCUCUACACCAGGCACUUAAACAGUCUGAAGUGCGGUUGCAGAAAUUGGAAAGCUUUGCUCUCACUCAUACUGAGACAGAUGAGGACUCGAUGGUUGACAGCUUCUCGGAACUCUGGGACUUUGCCGCGGUGGAGUUGUAUACUGUUCUAAAACAGGACCUUGGCGGCGAAGCUUUGAAUAAUAGAGAGUCCUGGGAAAAUCUUCGUCAAAAAGCUCUGACUGUUGGAGAUAAUCCCGUACCUCUGCCACUUUCAAAUUCCACCGCUGCCAAGGGAAUGCGUCUAGCCAUAAUUCUAUCUGUGUUGUCGCGGGAGAUCGAUAAAAACAUCUUUCAACCAAACUAUCUUAUUCCUGAUGAACGACUUGACUUUAAAAAAAUUCUCAGUCACCUCGCAACAACCGAGAAAGAGAAGGAAUCGUUCUGCCGCUCCAUGCUUCUUUCAAUUAACCUGGAAUCCCAACAAAGGUCUCUACAGAAACGAGUCCAAUCCGUUAUUCAAAACGUAUCAUUCUAUAUUACCGGAUUACUCUCCGAAUACCAGACCCGCAACUUUCUAGAGCGCAUUCGCAGUAUAUGUCAAAAGGCAAUUGACGUCUGGCUGCCGAUUCAACGUGCGCAGGCCAAAUAUGAAUCAGACUUCGUCCCUCGCGAAUGGGAUGAUGAAGAAUGGUGCCUUUUUGAAUUCCCGGGUGAUAAUGAUAAAUUGAAACAGAGUGAAAUUGAUACCAAGGCAUCGGAUGAUGUUUUGCUAACCAUCUUCCCGCGCAUAUCACUUGUUGUGGGAAAUACCCGUCAUCCUUUGACUACGGUUAUACAGCUUAGGAAAUCGCAGAAUCUAUGCCUAAGUGCGGUGGGUGAACUUAAUCCGCCUUCUACUAGCCCCACGACUGGUCAGGUAUCUUCGUCUCGAGGACGACGGAAGUCUAUUGUUCCAAAUGGAAAUGGAAAUGGGGAUGCGAAUGGGAAUGGGAACCGACCUAACGGAAAGUCUUUUUUAGGAAGAUCUUGA